This is a messenger RNA of Mycena citricolor, 412 nucleotides long. Lineage: Eukaryota; Fungi; Basidiomycota; Agaricomycetes; Agaricales; Mycenaceae. The record is from the annotation of a GenBank genome assembly.
GUAAUUUACUGUAUCCUUAUAUAAUCUUCUGUAUGAAAUUAUACCUGUAAGGCUUCCUUCUCUGUCUGAAGGAUAAUUCAUCUCAUUUAAUUGGAAUACAAUACAUUAUAUUCCUGCAAUUUUGAAUCUCAGCCAGCCUUACUGUAGAGCUAUCUUGUUUCCAUCAAACUCCGAUUAUUACGAGCCAUAGCCCUAGGAUUUAGUCAAAUCCGUUUGGCUGUAGCCAUAGAAAUUGCAUUCAAAUCUAUGGCUGUAGCCAUAGGGCGUGGCGGUGCUGAUGUGAACAACGAUCAUUAUGAUCGACAACCUGUGAUUGUGAUUGACACCCAACAGCUAGGCAGUGGUUUCAGUGAGGAUUGAACGGCUGACCUUCUAAAAAUGGAAGUUAAACCAAUGCAUUAUCAUACUGAGC